ACCGGUCUUGUAGCAGUCGAGAAGGUCGAGGAAAAGUCAACGGUGACCCGUUGCUUCUGCAAAUACCCUCUCAAGUUCAUCAUACCCAAAAAGGUUGGUUGCUCCUCCAAGACUGAUGCUGUUUGGAUCUACACCCUCUCCUAUGGCGGCGGAAUUGUCUCGGGGGAUUGCAUAUCGGUUGGGUUGUCAGUUGGGGAUGGUUGUACUGCGGCAAUGACGACUCAGGCUUCUACCAAGGUAUACAAGUCUGUUGGUUCAAAGUGCUCAGAGCAAAUUUUAGAGGCUGGAAUUGGAAGAGAUGCACUUUUGGCUUUUAUUCCAGACCCUGUUACAUGCUAUUCAACUGCUAGAUACUCUCAGAAGCAAGUAUUUAGAGUCUUUCCUGAAUCAAAUUUGGUUGUUGUGGAUUGGGUUACUAGUGGGCGUCAUGAGAGUGGAGAAAAAUGGGAUUUUGAAUCCUACAAGAGUAUCAAUCACAUCUACUUGAAAGAUGAUGACCCUCUAUUUAUCGACUCGGUCCUAUUAGAUCAAAUGUCUGGUAAAAGCAUUAGCGACCGCAUGCAGGACUACCAGGCUAUUGCAAUGGUUAUAAUCUUAGGGCCCAAGUUAAAGCACAUCCAGGAUCUAUUACGAGCUGAAGUGAAACAAAUGAUGUCAGGAAAAUUUCACUCGCCUACUGUCAACCAACGGUACCAAAUGACUACCGAAUCUAAACAUGUUCAGUCAAAACCAGCCUUGCUUGCUUCUUGUAGUUCCUUCGGACCAAAGGGAAUAGGCGUGGUGGUUAGAAUUGCUGCAACGACGACCGAAUCAAUAUACGUGUUCUUGAGGCAUAACUUGGCGAGCUUGGAGCCCUUCCUCGGUGCACAACCAUACCGAUAACAUCAAAUACUGCAGAUUACUACGAGCAGGAAAGAUUUGAAGCACGAAGCCCUUUCUUUUCUCCUGCCUUUUUAAUUUCUUCAUGUACCCUGUGCAAGUCUUGAAAAUUUCUCCACUCUGAGAAUCUGAAGAAUUUAGUUUAUCUAAAAAUUUAGUUUCAUGUUGUUCCUUGUCUGUCUGCUUUUUACGAUUAUUUCUCUAGCUCAACCUGUAAUUUGUUCACAGUUCACAUUGACCAUUAUUUACAGCUGGUAAUUGUAUUAUUACUGAAAUUGAAUUUG
Molecule: messenger RNA, 1163 nt
Organism: Asparagus officinalis (garden asparagus)
Lineage: Eukaryota; Viridiplantae; Streptophyta; Magnoliopsida; Asparagales; Asparagaceae
Product: urease accessory protein D
Exons: 8
Molecular function (GO): nickel cation binding
Source: RefSeq, a predicted model, not a curated record